This is a messenger RNA of Cetraspora pellucida, 690 nucleotides long. Lineage: Eukaryota; Fungi; Glomeromycota; Glomeromycetes; Diversisporales; Gigasporaceae. The record is from the annotation of a GenBank genome assembly.
AUGGGUGGAAAAGCCCUUAAGGCUAUAAAGAACUCCUCAAAUAAUCCUACAGCUCCAAGUGUGAGGAGUCCUAAUAAAGUUUUAACCAACCACGAAGAAGAGCAACUAGUUGGUUAUUGCUUGAACAUGCAAAGACUUGGUUUCAGAUUGUCAAGGUCUGGUGUGAAUCAUUGUGUGAUGGAAAUUGUUAGUAGAGAUGGGUGCCCACAUCCUUUUAACAAGAAUGGACCAGGCCAAGCAUGGUGGAAAUGGUUUUUAGAAGAUCACCCUGAACUUUCAUUUUGCGUCCUGCAGGCUUUAAAUGAAGCACGUGCCCAAAAAGCAAAUCCUAUUAUAAUCAAUGAUCAUUUCAACAAACUUCAAAAAAUUCUUACUGAAUAUUUACUUACCCCUGAUCGUUUUAUUAUUGAACCUAAACUUCAAAAAGUCAUUGCAAAGAAAGGUGCACGUCAGGUUUAUCGUGUUUCGUACAGCAGCAAUCAUGAACACAUCUCCAUAUGCCCAACUAUUUCAGCUGCCAGAACUUACAUACCUCCAUUAAUAAUAUACAAAGGAAAGCGGAUGAUCCCAGGCCUUUUAGACGGUGCUCCUGCUGGCACUGUUAUGGGGUUUACUGAUAUGGGGUAUAUGCGAGAGAGCCUUUUUAGAAAAUAUAUAGAGCAUUUUGUUAAUUCUAUUCCUCCUAUUUGA